Molecule: messenger RNA, 2307 nt
Organism: Ostrea edulis (European flat oyster)
Lineage: Eukaryota; Metazoa; Mollusca; Bivalvia; Ostreida; Ostreidae
Exons: 7
Coding region: 121-1971 (616 amino acids)
Source: RefSeq, a predicted model, not a curated record
AUUGCUACAUAUUGUGCAAUCGCUAUAUAUAGAUAUAUAUAUACACAUAUAAUGAAACACGAAAUUUACACACUGUAACAGUAAGUUUUUUGUUGAUCAGGUAAGAUUUCAGCUAAGAAUAUGCCAGGACGAGGACGGGGAAGAGCUCGUGGACGUGGGCGUGGCCGAGGAUUUAACAAUAGGGGCGGAUCAAGAAGACGAGAAGACAGACAAACGGACGAAGAGACGGAAGCGACGGAAGACAAUUCGGCCCCAGAUUUAAGGGAUGAUGCUGCCGGAUUCUUCACCAAAAACGCUUCAUUCGAUCAGCACUUUACAGCACAGACGGACAAUAGAGCGUGUUACUGCGCGGCAAUACGAGCUAUGGAGAAAUGGAAAGUCGAGAUACCACAAAGCUCCAAAGUGAAGUCAUUGGCAGCGGCCUGGGCACGUGGGGACAAUGAGUUGGCAGAUGCGCUACUACAAAGGAAAACGUUGUUUGGUGUUGUCGAAGUUUCCAAGGCAGUCAUUUUACUGGACUCUGGGAGACAGGCGAGAGUGUUCGAAAAGAAGCUCAAGAGACUACAGAUUCAGAAAAAUAAAGUUAAAGUGGAGACGAUAGGAAAACUGAAAUCAAAAACAGACAACUUAAUGAAAAUGAAGCCAUCGAGUGGGUCAUCGAGCGGAGCAGUAUGUAAACGCGUGAAACGUUGGACCCGUACUUUAACUAAACAAGAACUCGAAUUCUUUGCGCUACAUUUUCCAGUUGAUCUUUGGAAGAAGUUAGCUGAUAUCUGCCAUUUCCAUCCAGUCAAGGAUUUUGCUGUUCCUUGGUUUCUACCAUAUUGUUUCGGCGAUUCCCCGCCAAAAGACAGUUUAGUACACAGCUGUCGCAACAUCACAGAGAGUAACAUUAAUGAACUGCUUCAGGACUAUCACAUCCCUUACAUCAAAGUGAAACCUCUCCUACGUCACGUGACUGACGAAAUGAAAGGGAAAAUAGCGAAGCGUGAAGAAAAACUGGACACAAUUUUAUGGUAUUACGAGGAACUGAAAUGUGCCGAAGUCGACAGGGAAAUAGACAAACGCCUUGAGAACGGCGAUCCUGUCACUCUGGCGCUUGGAAAGCUCAUGGACCGCGUUCUUACGUUCCGACUGCUACAGGCUGGUGAAAUUCUAAACCCGGAGGAGCACGAAAAACAGAUAUGCCAGUUAUAUAAAUCUUGGGAUUGGGAUACAAAACCUGAGGGGCCUGGAGAGUGGGAAAAGAUGCCCAACCCUGAUAUUGCAACAUUUUUACCAAGGCUGGAAGAACUCGCACAGAAACAUCUUGAAAAAAUACGAUUUGCGCUGGACUCUCCAGUUGUUAUUCUAGGAGACAAAUCUGGUUCAAUGGAUGUCGCUAUCCGCACCAGCUCUAUCAUAGCCGGAAUUCUGGCCGUCAUUACUUCCGCUCAAGUCGUCUUUUUCGAUGAAGAGAGUCGGAAAGCCCCUUAUGUUCCAAGCACGGUAAAGGAAGUUAUCAACCUUGCUAUGGAAGUUAAUGCAGGUGGAGGAACUUGCCCGGCUGCGGCACUGUUUCCGUUCUAUCAGACAAAGGAAGUGGUGAAGACGUUUGUAGUUGUCACAGACGAAGAAGAGGUGGAAAUGGAUCCAACCUCUAAUUUAUCUUUUGCUGAGUUGUAUAGACGGUACCACGAUGAGGUGUAUCCUGCCAAACUUGUCUUUGUGUCCUUUCUGUCUCAUGAAGGUCAAAUGGUCGGGGCUCUGCGCAAAUUGGGGUUUUCUCCAUUGCAAUUUAAAUUUGACAAUCAAAAACCAGAUUUAUCCAAACUGGACAACCUGUUUGCGCUUCAGUCAGCGGAAACGGUUAGUUUUAAAAACGAUGUUGAGAAACUAGAAAAGAAAAUAGCAACGGAGGGCAUUGCAGCUGUAUUCCAGGACGAAGCAUCGAAAGAGGAAGAAACACAUCAGUUAAAGGAUGGAGUUUAAGUUAACUAUUUGUACAAUGUACAAACGAAGCAUCUGUAGAGAAAGAAACUCGUCGGUUUAAGGAUGAAGUUUGAUUGAAAGUUAUCUUUAUCUUCAUCUCCUCAAGUGAUUUGUACACAGAUCAACAUUGAGCUAGGGAGGUUUUACAUUGGACGUAUACUCUCUGUCUCAAUGAACAGUCCCACUUACUUAACGUACGAUGUACCCCAUGCGGAAAAACAACACAAAUCAUCAAACAAGGAUCAUUUAUCGGGAUUUAUUGCACAGAAUACGUAGUAUUGUAAAUACAUCAAGGAAAACAUUAUAGAAAUAAAGAUACAUAUGUAUGAAACAGCC